Oryza brachyantha (malo sina) is the source of this 1422-nucleotide messenger RNA. RefSeq names its product pentatricopeptide repeat-containing protein At1g09220, mitochondrial. The record is from RefSeq and is a predicted model, not a curated record. The transcript has a single exon. Gene Ontology annotation, molecular function: RNA binding; protein binding. The coding region runs from base 1 to 1422 and encodes 473 amino acids. Lineage: Eukaryota; Viridiplantae; Streptophyta; Magnoliopsida; Poales; Poaceae. Gene Ontology annotation, biological process: RNA modification.
AUGGCAGGGUUCUCUCUUCGCUUCAUGAGGCGCACAACAAGCCUGGCCGUCCAUGCGAUCGCCGUCCCUCACGCCCGCCUCUUAGUAGCGCUCCUCGUGGAGCACCAGGACAGGAGGCGCCUGCUUCUGCAGAUCCAUUCACAGCUCAUUGCCCACCAGGUGUUUGACCGGCGUCCCACGCCAUGGCACGCCCUCCUCAAGGCCUACUCCCAUGGCCCUUUCCUGCAGGAGGCCCUGCAAUUGUUCAGGUAUGCACAGUGGCAUGCGGCUGAUGAUACGUAUGCCUUCACGUUUGCCCUCAAGGCCUGCGCUGGCCUGGGAUGGCCACGGGCUGGCGCACAACUCCAUGGGCUUGUCAUUCGGAAGGGUUUCGAGUUCCACACCUACGUGCAUACUGCCGUUGUUAAUGUGUAUGUCGUGUGUGGGUGCCUGGUGGACGCACAGAUCGUGUUUGAGGAAAUGCCAGUGAAGAACGCGGUUUCUUGGAAUGUGGUGAUCACUGGCUUUGCUGCAUGGGGUGAGGUUGAGUAUGCGAGGCUGCUCUUUGAGCAGAUGCCUUGUCGGAAUGUUAUUUCUUGGAGUGGGAUGAUAGAUGGAUAUACACGUGCUUGUUGCUUUGUCGAGGCCGUUGCUCUAUUUCGCCACAUGAUGGCAGAAGGCAUUCACCCAAGUGAGAUAACUGUGUUAGCAGUUGUUCCUGCACUAUCUAAUAUUGGAAAGAUUCUUAUGGGGGAGGCACUGCAUGGCUACUGUGAGAAGGAGGGUCUUGUAUGGGAUGUCCGGGUUGGCAAUUCACUCAUAGACCUGUAUGCCAAGAUUGGGUCUAUCCAGAAUUCAUUAAGGGUAUUUGAUGAAAUGCUGGACAGAAGAAACUUGGUGUCGUGGACAUCAAUAAUUUCAGGUUUUGCAAUGCACGGGUUGUCAUCUAAGGCAGUCGAAUUGUUUGCAGAUAUGAGAAGAGUUGGAAUCAGGCCUAACAGAAUAACCUUCUUGAGUGUCCUCAAUGCUUGUAGCCAUGGAGGGCUGGUGGAGCAAGGAGUAGCAUUUUUCAAUAGUAUGGUUUAUGAAUACAAUAUAAAUCCAGAGAUCAAGCAUUUUGGGUGUAUCAUAGACAUGCUAGGUAGAGCUGGAUGUUUGUGUGAGGCCGAGCAUAUAAUAGGUGAUUUGCCUAUGGAAAUCAAUGUAACUGUUUGGAGAACACUGUUGGGUUGUUGCAGUAAGUAUGGAGAAGUGGAUAUGGGAGAGAGGACAAUGAAGAAGAUAUUAGCCUUAGAAAGAGAAUUUGGUGGUGAUUUUGUAGUUCUAUCCAAUAUGCUCACUGAGCUUGGCAGGUUUAGUGAUGCUGAAACAGUACGGAAACAAGUCGAUCAGAGGAAUUCAGUUAAGGUUCCUGGGCUUGCUUUGGUUGAUGGGAGCCAGUAG